GAGCGGAAGAGGAGGUGCCUCGCCUCUCCCCAUACCUGGAAGUGCCCCGCUCCCCAGUUAUAUUCACCAUCAUUGUGACUGUAGUCACAGAGAGUGUCAGAGUGCAAUACGCUUCUGAGAGUCCCGCAGUGGAUGAGCACUGCUAAGCUGUUGUAUGCUGUCAAUAUUAAGAAGACAUUAGGUUUACAUCAAAUUAAGGACACUUGUUCAAAAGACGGGUGUGCUGAAGAAGGAGAAAAUAACCUGGAAGAAGUUACAGUGAAGAGAAUGUCUCAAAACAGUUAUUAUGAGUUUGAAAAACGGAGCCAAAGUUCAGGCUACCCUUCUCGCUUGGGUGGAUCACAUGCAGAGCUUGUUGGGGGUAAUCUCUGCGACCCUGAGACUUCUGUGGAUUUGUCCACAUACAUCGAAACAGGAGAGGAAAUGCUGUCUGAUCUCUUUACCCUUAAACAGGAUCGUCUGAAAGGAACUUAUCCAUACAUGCCCACAGAUGGGUUACCGUCUUCAACUAUGUAUGGCUACCCACACAGCAUGGUCCCAGAGCGUAGAAUAGGAGGAUAUGAUUCUGGGGGAGUGAUAGUCAAGGAGGAGACACGAGGAUCACACAGGACUGUGUGCAACACUCUACAGUACCAGGCUGCACAGUGUGCACAGACUGCAAUGCACCUUUCUCCUCAGAUGGAGGGUGUACACUCUGCACUCCGUGCACUAAAGGGCUCCCUGUCUGGGAUGUUGCCUGCCCCUCCACUGAAAGAGCCAUGCCAUAAGGGUAAGAAGUCACUGAGUAAAGACAGCCUGGAGUACCGUCUACGUCGUGAGAGAAAUAACAUUGCAGUGCGGAAGAGCCGUGAUAAAGCAAAACGCAGAAAUCUGGAAACUCAGCAGCGUGCCCUAGAAUUUAUGGCAGAGAAUGAGAAAUUGCGCAGUCGCAUUCAGCAGCUGACUCAGGAGCUGGAGGCUUUGAGGGGGGUUUUCAGGCAAAUCCCAGAAGCUGCUGCUUUGGCCAAGGGAUCUGGAGGAUGCAGCUGAAAUUUUUGAAACCACAAAUGACACAUAUAAAUGACUGAUAAGCUGCCAAAAAAUAUAAUUUCAGGGAAGAAUUCUAGGCAGAGAAUGUGGAUACAUGAAUAACAGAUCCCCAUAUAUACAUACAAAUGUAAAUAAAUACAUGUCCUAGUCUGUGGCUAAAGCAUGUCACACCACUGACACACCUUUCUUUUCAAUAAAUUCAUCAGCCAACUAA
This is a messenger RNA of Pseudophryne corroboree (corroboree frog), 1243 nucleotides long. RefSeq names its product CCAAT enhancer binding protein epsilon (gene CEBPE). Gene Ontology annotation, molecular function: RNA polymerase II cis-regulatory region sequence-specific DNA binding; DNA-binding transcription factor activity, RNA polymerase II-specific. The transcript is spliced from 3 exons. Gene Ontology annotation, biological process: regulation of transcription by RNA polymerase II; DNA-templated transcription. The coding region runs from base 133 to 1029 and encodes 298 amino acids. The record is from RefSeq and is a predicted model, not a curated record. NCBI's taxonomy places the organism in Eukaryota, Metazoa, Chordata, Amphibia, Anura, Myobatrachidae.